ACUGUUAGGCUGUGUAGUCCCAAGACUUCAUUCUUGCGACCUGUGGCGCAUAUGCUCUUUGUUUAAGGACUAUAUUCGUCAAAACGUUAUUACGCCUAUGGCCUCCAGCGGUUCUUACAUUCCGAAUGGCUGAGUCUUCGUAUUAUCCAUGAAAAUAAGCCUAGAGUAAAUGGGUACGCUGCACCGUUAGUGGCUCAUUCGCUGGAAGAUUUCGAACUUCACAGGCAGAAGCUUAGAUACUAGGCUGAGUGCCUCAGUUCCGGGACCACAUCUUUCUCUUUCCUAACCCUUCCAACCCUAUAAAUUCACCGGUUCUUGGGUAUAUCUACGCCAUAUGUGGGAGGAGUUCCAUGAGAUUAAGCGGUAUAUUAGGACUGUUCCCUUUGGUAGUGGAGCUCGGAAGCUUCAGAAUGCAUGCUCCACCUAAACUAGGGAAUUUUCAGUGGGUUCCUGACAAUAUUAUGACCUGCGCGCUGGAGUCACGAACAAGUUCUGCAGUGCAUCAACGGCUGCAGGGGGAGGGAUACAAUGAUGCUCAGGAAACCGUAUUGCUGAUUUGGGGGGCUGAAAUUUCCAACGACCCGAUCAACCUGGGCAUAGCGUUGUGUGCUAGUAAUCUCUCCCCAUUCCCGCUUCCUGCCUUCGGGAUUCUCGUUUCUGGAAGCGUUUGUGGGUCCCAGCGAAAUGUGUUGGCGUGUGAAUGCCAGGCCGGGAUUACAUUAUAUUAUAUUAGCAACUGCAGUCCACCAGAAUCCCGGCCAAAGUUUCCCAUCACCAGCUUCCUUAAUCUGUUUUGUGUCUUCCUGCCAAAACGAGCUCUCUUCCAGGAAAAGGGAGAAUGCGGUUGGAGUGUACGCGUAAGCGUAACGUUGUGUUCGACGGGUAACUGAGUUGGACAUCAUUCCUCAUUGUUUUUUUGUGGACCGCUUUUUCUGUAUAUGCUUUACCUCCCACCUGAACAUCCCUGAACGAAUUGCAACACUUACAUGGAUAUCCUCCGUUCGAUU
Molecule: messenger RNA, 1007 nt
Organism: Cantharellus anzutake
Lineage: Eukaryota; Fungi; Basidiomycota; Agaricomycetes; Cantharellales; Hydnaceae
Exons: 1
Coding region: 351-890 (179 amino acids)
Source: RefSeq, a predicted model, not a curated record